ACAAAACUUUAUUCCAGUUCAUGAAGAAAUGACAUUGAGAAAUCUGUGUCCCACCGGCCAAUCUAGCCUUUGAUCAAAUCUUCCUUUUCCCAAUUUUCGUUGUUAGCUGUCUCCAACGUUUCCACUCCGCUUUCCUUCCCCCUUGUCACCGGUACUUUUUCUUCCAAUUCCAAGCCUUUUAUUCUUCCAAUAUUUCUUAACUUUCAACCCAUAAUCAUUAAUGGGAUAGCUGAGUUCUGCUCCUUCAAGAUGCAAACUUUGAAAGAGAAGGUCACAGACAAGCUCUCUCGCCUCUUCGCCGAUUCUCCGCAGUCUACCCCUCAUCAGGGCAGCUCCUACUCUAAAGAGGGUAGAUCUUGGUCUUCAUAUUUUUCCUACGCUAUUCCUUCUGUCAGUUUCAGUGGGUCCAAGACAAGUAACCAGCAAUAUGAUCUUAAACCAGUUCAAGUUACAUAUAAUAAUCUUGAGCCUCAAGAUGAUUCAUUGGAUGAAUAUGUUGACUGUAGUCCAGUGUAUAAAAGCAUGAACUUUUUGAAAGAUAAGAUUAAAGAUGAUGAUCAGGCCUCCAGGAGGACUAGUUGCAGUUCGGAAGUUUUUGAAGAAGCAAAUGCACAAACUCCUAAUUCAUCGAAGAAGCCCCGGGUCAAUCUGACUGAUGACUCUAUUUUUAUUUCAACUGAGUUGUAUGAAUUUUUUGAGUCAUGUCUACCCAAUAUAGUUAAAGGGUGUCAAUGGGUCUUACUUUAUAGUACUUUGAAACAUGGAAUAUCACUUCGUACACUAAUUCGCAAGAGUGCUGAACUUCCUGGUCCCGGAUUGCUAAUUGUUGGAGAUAAGCAAGGUGCCGUGUUUGGUGGGUUGCUGGACUGUCCUUUAAAACCUACAGCAAAACGAAAGUAUCAAGGGACAAACCAAUCUUUUGUUUUUACUACAUUAUAUGGUGAACCAAGGUUGUUUCGGCCAACUGGUGCCAACCGGUACUACUGCAUGUGUUUGAAUGACUUGCUUGCACUUGGUGGGGGUGGUAAUUUUGCUUUAUGCUUGGAUGGAGAUCUGUUGAACGGAACUAGUGGACCUUGCGACACAUUUGGAAGCUCGUGCCUGGCUCAUAGUCCAGAGUUUGAGUUAAAGAAUGUUGAGUAUGCUCGUAAGUUUUUUCACUUGUCAUGAAAUAGAGAAGACCUUGUCUUCUGUGACGGUUUCUUGGAAAAGACUUGAUACGUAUGCCUGCUGCUGCCCUGCUUCAUUUAAACUCGAUUCAAUUAAGAUGCCCUUUUCUUGCUAGACCAGUGUUGAGAAGUGAAAUUUUUUAUGCUUGAGUUAUCAUCCAUUAGUGCUUGAGUCUGAGAUACGGCCAGUCGGCUGGUCCGAAAACGAUAGAUAGAUAUAUGACCAAUCAGAAAGCAUUGUACGCAUGAAACGUGAGCAACAUGAUGGAAAUAAUAAUUAUUCCAACCAAUCACUAACUGCGUGGAUCAACAGGUAAAAGAGUGUUUUUGUUUCACCGGUGGUCUCGGUGGUAGAGCCUGCUGCCCAAAAGGGUUCUACAAUGCUCGAUUUGGAUUAGUCUAAGCCUUUGUUAAGUCCUCUCAACUUGAUAUGGAGGAGGUCUAGAAUGGCAAGUGCCAAUCAAUAAAAGGAGAUAACAAUUCCAACUCAAGGGAAAAACAAGACAAUGUGUUAGGGAGUGCAAGUUGUAUUUAAGCUUGUGAAACACGAUUUUGCUUUUCUUUUGCUCAUUGUAGGGGAGACAUAUUCAUUGUGUUGCUGUGCAUUGCUACUAUACUGUAUAUU
Molecule: messenger RNA, 1794 nt
Organism: Prosopis cineraria
Lineage: Eukaryota; Viridiplantae; Streptophyta; Magnoliopsida; Fabales; Fabaceae
Exons: 8
Coding region: 250-1170 (306 amino acids)
Source: RefSeq, a predicted model, not a curated record